Messenger RNA from Symsagittifera roscoffensis, 1971 nucleotides. RefSeq names its product T-complex protein 1 subunit eta-like. Lineage: Eukaryota; Metazoa; Xenacoelomorpha; Acoela; Convolutidae. Gene Ontology annotation, molecular function: ATP-dependent protein folding chaperone; ATP hydrolysis activity; ATP binding. Gene Ontology annotation, cellular component: chaperonin-containing T-complex. Gene Ontology annotation, biological process: protein folding. The coding region runs from base 41 to 1690 and encodes 549 amino acids. The transcript has 8 exons. The record is from RefSeq and is a predicted model, not a curated record.
UCUUAUUAAAUAGAUACGUUUUUGGUGACCGUGUUCAAAGAUGCAGAGCGCUCCUAUAAUUCUGAUGAAGGAUGGCACUGAGAGCAUGCAAGGCAAGCAGCAGCUAAUCAGCAAUAUCAACGCAUGUGAAGUGGUGGCUGACUCUGUUCGAACUACUCUUGGACCUAGAGGUAUGGAUAAGCUGAUUGUGGACACUAGGGGAAAGUCAACUAUCUCCAAUGACGGAGCAACUAUACUCAAACUGCUCCAGAUUGUUCACCCCGCAGCAAGGACUCUAGUGGAUAUUGCGAAGUCCCAAGAUGCAGAGGUCGGAGACGGGACUACUUCUGUCACUGUUUUUGCUGGAGAGUUUCUAAAGCAGAGCAAAGAGUUCAUCGACGAGGGAAUACAUCCGCAUCUCAUCAUCAAGGCUUACAGAAAGGCUACUAAAUUGGCCGUCGACAGAAUCAAAGAAAUCUCAGUAACUGUCUCGCAGAAAACACCAGCAGAGUUGCGAGAGACGUUGGAAAAGUGUGCAGCGACGACUCUGAGUAGUAAACUAGUGGCCACUCAGAAACACUUCUUCGCUAAGAUGGCAGUAGACGCAGUCAUGUCUCUGGACGUGAAGACUCUUCCUCUGAACAUGAUCGGGAUCAAGAAGGUGGCCGGAGGAGGCAUGGCAGACUCUAAACUAGUACCAGGCGUUGCUUUCAAGAAGACCUUCUCCUAUGCUGGCUUUGAAAUGCAGCCCAAGAAGUAUAAAAAUGCCCAAAUAGCUUUGUUGAACAUUGAGCUCGAACUGAAAGCAGAGAGAACCAAUGCUGAGAUGCGUCUGGAAAACGUGAAAGAUUAUCAAGAAGUAGUGGAUGCUGAAUGGAAUAUUCUGUACGACAAGUUGGCCGCUUGUGAGGCGAGUGGAGCGAAGAUAAUCUUGUCGAGGCUGCCGAUAGGGGAUGUUGCCACUCAGUGGUUUGCGGACAGAGACAUGUUCUGUGCAGGACGAGUGACUGAAGAGGACUUGAAGCGGACUCAAAAGGCAUGUGGUGGUCUGAUCCACAGCGUCACGUCCAACUUGACCUCUCCUGGCGCACUGGGUCUCUGCGAGAACUUCGAAGAAGUGCAAAUCGGAAACGAAAGGUACAACUUGUUCACUGGUUGUCCCAAUGCGAAAACAUGCACUCUGAUUCUAAGAGGCGGAGCUGAGCAGUUCAUUGAGGAGACUGAGAGGUCUCUGCAUGAUGCGAUCAUGAUUGUGAGACGUACUCUGAAGAACGAUGCUGUGGUGGCAGGGGGAGGGGCGAUUGAAAUGGAGCUGAGCAAACAUCUGAGAAAUCACGCGAGAUCAGUGCAGGGCAAGGAGCAGAUGUUCAUCACUGCCAUGGCCAAGUCACUCGAGGUCAUCCCGAGACAGCUGUGCGAGAACGCAGGAUUCGACGCCACUAACAUCCUCAACAAGCUGCGACAAAAACACGCAGAAGGAGGCAUGUGGUACGGGGUGGACAUCAACAACGAAGACAUUGCGGACAACAUGGCAGCAUUUGUGUGGGAGCCAGCUCUAGUCAAGAUCAACGCCCUCAGUGCGGCCUCGGAGGCAUGCUGUCUGAUCCUGUCAGUGGACGAGUCCAUCAAGAACGCCAAGUCACAGAACCCCCAGGACAACAGACCAGUCAAGAGGCCAGGCGGUCGAGGCAGGGGACCCCCCAUGUUUUAAACCCCCGUCUGAUAUUCUACUUUCCAACGCACACGGAGCAAUGAAAAGGCUGCAUAAGAGACUCAAGUUAUUAGCUGCUGCUGUCGAAUGAACUGGAAAAAUCUGAAAAUGAAGUGAUUAAAGAGAAAGCUAAAAUGUACAGAUCAUAAUGAGUGUGAAAUAUUAUGAAGUAAAUAUUUGUUGCAUAUACCAAAUUGAUAGUGUGUUGAAGAUCGAGUGAGUUUGUGUAAAUUCUCUUGUUGAUGGCUACUUGCAUAAUAGAAUUGAACUAUUGCGCCAUA